Salvelinus sp. IW2-2015 is the source of this 1973-nucleotide messenger RNA. Its product is annotated as N-fatty-acyl-amino acid synthase/hydrolase PM20D1.2. Gene Ontology annotation, biological process: amino acid metabolic process. Gene Ontology annotation, molecular function: hydrolase activity, acting on carbon-nitrogen (but not peptide) bonds, in linear amides; metallocarboxypeptidase activity. The record is from RefSeq and is a predicted model, not a curated record. NCBI's taxonomy places the organism in Eukaryota, Metazoa, Chordata, Actinopteri, Salmoniformes, Salmonidae.
UUGUGUAGUUGUCUGAGUUAAUUUGAAUAAAGAGCAUUUGACAUGUUCUGUCUAAUAAAAUAAGUGCUACAUGGCAAUUUGAUUGGAAGUGCAUAAGGUAAAUUAUUAUCUGGUGACCUAUUUCCAGCCCAAAAGGUGGCGCUCAAACGAUCAUUCAUAGAUCAAAUUAGCAGAACACGUCACGAGCAGCUUGCACUCUUCACAACAACACGCUGUGCACUGUCGAAUUAAAAAAUGACCGAACGCAGUGCAAAAUUGAACAUUCUCAAGUUUGUGAAAAUUGUGUCGUUUAGCUUGUUAUUAGUUAUAUUAGCCUUUUUCGUUGCAGCCACUGUAAGGACACUAACGUUUGAUGUGAAUGCAGGACUUCAACUUGCACACUGGGAGAAGACGAACAAUAUUGCGUCUGACAUAAACCAGCACCAGAGAGAGGAGCUURUAGCGAAUUUCAGAGACGCAAUCCGGAUUCCCACCGUGUCAACCACGGAGACACAGCUCAACACCACCGCAUUGCGCGAGUUCGACGGCCUCCUGAGGAAAGCUUUCCCUACAGUGUUUUCUUCCCACCUGGUCCAGCAUGAGGUUGUGGCCAACUACAGCCACCUGUUCUGGGUGCCAGGCUCUGACCUGGCCCUCGUCCCCUACAUGCUGCUGGCCCACAUAGAUGUGGUGCCUGCUGAGGAGAGAGACGGAUGGGAGGCCCCACCAUUCUCUGCAAAGGAGAUAGAUGGAUUCAUCUACGGGAGAGGGACCAUCGAUAACAAGCAGUCUGUCAUGGGAAUUCUCCAGGCGCUGGAGUACCUGUUGAUAAGAGGUUAUUCACCGCGAAGGGGAUUCUUCAUUGGUCUGGGUCAUGAUGAGGAGGUGAGUGGCUUCCAGGGGGCCAUGAACAUAGUGAGGGUGCUGAAGAAGAAAGGGGUACAGCUGGCGUUUGUACUGGAUGAGGGUCUGGCUGUGCUGGAUGGAGUCAUCAGUGGUCUGCAGGGGCCUGCUGCUCUGAUUGGGAUCAGUGAGAAGGGGCUAGCAACGGUGAAGCUGAGCGUUUCCAAGGCCCCGGGUCACUCCUCCAUGCCUCCCAGUGAGAGCAGCAUAGGCAUCCUGGCAGGAGCAGUCAAAAGAUUGGAGGAGAACCCAAUGCCCAGGUUGUUUGGUGAAGGCCCUGAACGUGGGACCUUUGAACACCUGGCUCACAAGUUUAGGCUCCCACUCAAAUUUGUCAUGUCGAAUAUGUGGCUGUUCUCCCCACUCCUUGGAAGAGUAAUGGAAAGAAGACCUGAUACAAAUGCUUUUGUGAGAACGACAACUGCAAUCACUAUGUUCAACUCAGGAGUUAAGGUUAACAUUCUUCCUUCCCAAGCUGAGGCCUAUGUGAAUCUGCGGAUACAUUCCGCACAGUCACUACAAGAGGUUUUGGAGUUGAUCCAGUCCACAGUGGGAGAUGAGAGGGUGAAGAUGGAGCUAGUGGAUGGCUUUGACCCGCUGCCUGUCAGCUCCUACGAUGAAACAUCCUUUGGGUUCCAGAUCAUCAAGAAGACUGUGCUGGACCAGUUCCCACAAGUUACUGUUGCCCCUGGUAUCUGCAUCGGAAACACAGACAGCCGUCACUACACUGACCUGGCCAAGGACAUCUAUCGCUUUGCUCCUACAUGGUUCAGACCAGGGGACGCCCAGAGGUUCCAUGGUAUUAAUGAGAGGAUUUCUAAGAAGAACUAUGAGGAACUGGUGGUCUUUUACUUCAAUCUAAUCCAGAACUGUGACAUCAAGGACCUCCCUUCUCCCCACAGUGCUGGUCAUGAGCUCUAAAGUUGUAGGGCAUUAUGGGUACUGGGGGCAGUGGUUGUGCUUUGGUGGUUCACUUAUCCAUUGCUGCAAGUGUAUGCCACUCUGGCUGUGUGUACACAGGCAGCCCAAUUCUAAUAUUUGUUUAACUAAUUGGUCUUUUGACAAUCAGAUCUGAAAAAUAUCUGAUGUGA